GCACUCCACCACGCAGAGAAUCAUGGCGGACUACGAAGCUGAUUACGACGCUGACUACGCAGAGCAGCCUGUCCGCGAGCGCCGCUACCGCAAGAAGUGCUUCAACUGUGGCUCGCUCGACCAUCUUGUCGUCGACUGCCCGUCCGAGGUCAAGCUGUGCUUCCACUGCCAGUCGGCCGACCACCUGGCGUCCGAGUGCCCGACGCCCAUGCCGCGCGAGUGCUACGUCUGCGGUUCGAUCGAACACGUUCGUGCGGCAUGCCCGCAGCGCCCGGCGCCGGCUCCGCGUGAGCCGCGUGAGCCGCGCGAGCCGCGUGAGCCGCGUCCGCCCAAGGCCAAACGCAAGAAGCGCUGCCACAUCUGUGGCGAGGACGACCAUCUCUUCCGCGACUGCGAUCAGUACGACCCGGACCUGGCGGCGGCCAAGAAGUCGUGCCACAACUGCGGCGGCAUGGGUCACAUCCAGCGGACCUGCCCCGAGCCGCCCCGCGAGCCCGACCAGCGCCCUUGCCACCACUGCGGCCUGACCGGUCACGUCAAGCGUGACUGCCCGGCUCUGCAGGAGGAGUAACUGGCCCUGUCCACAUACCACUCUCACUCUCAACUUGCGGCUGGCGGUAUCGCUGGCUGCAGACUGUUCCUCGGUUUUCCGCGUGGGCGAGAGCCACGCGUCGCCUUCCCACCCUCGUAAACGAAGAUGUGCUUGCUU
Messenger RNA from Thecamonas trahens ATCC 50062, 709 nucleotides. Its product is annotated as universal minicircle sequence binding protein. Gene Ontology annotation, cellular component: cytoplasm. Gene Ontology annotation, biological process: positive regulation of cytoplasmic translation. Lineage: Eukaryota; Apusomonadida; Apusomonadidae. The transcript has 2 exons. Bases 23 to 571 code for a protein of 182 amino acids. Gene Ontology annotation, molecular function: mRNA binding; translation regulator activity; zinc ion binding. The record is from RefSeq and is a predicted model, not a curated record.